Molecule: messenger RNA, 1522 nt
Organism: Podarcis raffonei (Aeolian wall lizard)
Lineage: Eukaryota; Metazoa; Chordata; Lepidosauria; Squamata; Lacertidae
Gene: FKBP6
Product: FKBP prolyl isomerase family member 6 (inactive)
Exons: 9
Coding region: 50-1084 (344 amino acids)
Molecular function (GO): peptidyl-prolyl cis-trans isomerase activity; protein binding
Source: RefSeq, a predicted model, not a curated record
CCUCGCUGUGAGGAUAAAAAAGGGCGACGGCGAGAGCAGCCGUUGCAGGAUGAAGCCGAGAGGCGGUGGCCUGGAGGAGAGCUGGCAGGCGGGGGACGGGAGCGGCGCGGGGGGCUUCAUGUCUCCUUACCACCGGCUGGGUCAACGGAUGCAGGAUGUUACUGGAGACCAUGGAGUGUUGAAAGAGAUUAUCCGUGCCGGCUCUGGUGAAACGGUGCCUCCUGAUGCAUCCAUAUUAGUGAAAUUUUCAGGUUACUUGGAACACAUGGACAGACCCUUUGACACAAACUGCUACAGAAGGAAUCAUAGACUCAUGAAACUUGGUGAAGACAUCACUCUUGGAGGAAUGGAGAUUGGUCUACUGACAAUGAAGAAAGGAGAGCUGGCAAGAUUUUUGUUCAAGCCAAGUUACGCUUUUGGAGCUGCGGGCUGCCCUCCUUUGAUCCCUCCCAAUGCCACAGUCUUGUUUGAGAUUGAGCUUCUGGACUUUCUGGACUCAGCAGAAUCUGACCAGUUCUUUAAUCUGACUCCUGAGCAACAGGCCCAGUUUCCACUGCAGAAAGUGCUGAAGGUGGCUGAAACUGAGCGGGAAUUUGGCAAUUACCUCUUCCGACAGAAGCACUUCAUGGAUGCCAGAGAAAGAUACAAACGGGCCUCUUCGCUGCUGCACCGUGUGAAUGCUGAAGAAGCUGAGCAAGUCAAAGUUGAUGCUGCCAAGAUUCUGGUCUUCCUGAACUUGUCUUUUACUUACCUGAAACUGGAGCAGCCCACUCGGGCCCUUGCCUACGGAGAGAAGGCCUUGAAGCUGGAUGAGAAGAAUGCCAAAGCACUCUUCAGGUGUGCUCAGGCAUGUUUCUCUCUGGCAGAGUAUGAGAGAGCUCGGGAUUUUUUGGUGAAAGCUCAGAAACAGCAGCCCUUCAACCACUGCAUUAACAAUGAAUUGAAAAAGCUGGCCAGCUGUUACAGAAAUUACAUGCUGAAGGAGAAGGAAAUGUGCUGCAGGAUGUUUGGCCCCCUCAACUCUACUUCAGCAGGAGAAGACCUGAAGAAUCCAUCUAUGCAGAAGGAAGAAACUUUUCUAUAAUGGGAAGGGAUCCCACUUCAGUACAGCCAACAACUGCCUUCUUGUUUUUGAAAAUCCAUAUGGAAAAGACCUUCCUCAUUCUGAGUACUUGGAGCUGAGAAGAUUAUGUGGUUGUUUAAUAUAUAAAAGCACAAUUUGUAUGUACACUUUGCUAGUGGCAUUCUACUGUCAAGUCUACUAAGAGACUUCUUUUGAAAAGAAGGUAUUUGCUCAGCAUUCUCUCAUUGUUUUGAAGGAAUUCCUUUCUCCUGUUAGCCAAACACAGGUAACAGAUUACUCUGUUUGGAUACAAAUCAGUUUUCCUUAACUUUCCUCAUUGCUCUGGACUCAGGCUGGUGAAAGUAGGCGGCCAUGGUUUUUGCUUAUCUGAGAAGAUUGUUAGAAAUGUUGUUUUCCUAGUUGUAGAAAAUAAAACUCAUUUCUGAGCUGAAAAUGUCA